ACCACUUAAUGGGACGUUACCAUGACAGGACAAAGUAUGAGCGGGCAUAAAAGAGGGAGAGGGGAUGAAAACGUCUCAGUCAUUGUCAGGAGUCGACACAGACGAAUCAGCAAGGCUGCAGCACUGAACAGAACAAUGAAGUUGUUGGUCUUGGCCUUAACCAUCGCCCUGCUGUUUACAGCUGGUGAAGCUCUGAACUGCCACCGGUGUGUCUCUAAAACGGCUGGAGGAACCUGUGAGCUCAGUGUGGAGGCAUGUAAACCAGGGAAGGAUGCCUGCGCCGCUGUGAGAUUCCUCAGAGCACCAAAUGGCCAGUACCAGAAAUGCAUGGCUCUGGAAGACUGCGAAUUGCUGAAGCUGAACGCCUACAUCGAUGUCAACUGCUGUACCGGAGACAUGUGCAACACCUUUUAAUAUCACAAUGUAUCGGAGCAUCUUUGAGCACGGCACUUAAACCCAAUGACUCCCGCCGACUGCUGCAAGGGGCUUCCAGGUGUGAAUACAUGCAUGAGUUCAAAGAAGCCACAGUACCUUUUAUAAAAUCUGCUCCGUCAAUCUUUUCCCAUGAUAAAUAAAAAAAUGUUUCCACAAAAAGAAA
Messenger RNA from Epinephelus lanceolatus (giant grouper), 598 nucleotides. The record is from RefSeq and is a predicted model, not a curated record. Lineage: Eukaryota; Metazoa; Chordata; Actinopteri; Perciformes; Serranidae.